AUGUGUCCAUCCAUUGCCAGAUCCACAAUGAUGAGGUUCUGCCUUUUGCUCGCGAUAGCAUUGCCAGCAGUGGCAAAAUCUGAUUCCGGAACAACACCAAUGUUCCAUCGACCACCAUUAUCCUUGACACGACGCUUUUUUCCCACGCGACAAUCGGCUCUUUUGUCCCUUCGUGGUGGGACCAAUGCAAUUGGUGAUACCGGUACCCACAUCCACGGUACCAUCCAAGAAGACGACAGCUUUGUGGAGGAAUUCCGAGGAGGAGGAGCUCACAAAACAAAAGAGCCGGAAGCAUCCACGGCGGCUGCUCCCAAACUGAUUGUCUCGGAAAAAGUCAUUGCCGGAACAUUUGCUCUGCUGGUAGCUUCGGUGCUGCUCUAUCACAAUUGGGAAUCGGUCAAACCCUUCUUGGACAAGGCAUAUAUUCAAGAACAUACACUCACCAUCUUGAAAGACUUGGAAUCCAAUCCCAUGAGCCUCCCGAUUUACGCCGGUGGCAUGGCCCUCUGGGAAUUGGUCGGAUUGUCCACCAUCCCUGUGGAAACCGCUGCCGGCAUGGUCUUUGGAUUCCAUCGUGCCUUUUUGGCCAGUGGCGUUGGAAAGCUACUCGGGGCAUCGGCCGCAUUUGGACUCGGACGAGGACUCUUGUCGAGUUUCGUACAAAAACAGUUACAACAGAAUCCCGUCUGGAACGUCGUCAAUCGAUCCACCGAUGUCCAUUCGCCCCUGGUGGUGGCAUUACUGAUGAAAUUCAGUUGUUUUCCCGAAUUGAUCAAGAACUUUGGAUCCAGUUGUUUGAUGCACCUGAGUUACAGCAACUUUUUAGGGGCCACCAUGUUCCAUGGAUUGACCUUUACACUCUUGUGGACCAUGUUGGGCGUCGAUGCCGCGGCGCGAUUGGAGAAUCCCAAUCUACCGGCCAAUGUCCCACUGCAGAUUGUCCUUGUACUGGCCGCCAUGAUAGGCUUGGUGGGCAGUCCCUUGCUGAUGGCGUGGUGGGUACGAGAUAUGAGAAAAAUAGCGGGGUUAGAAGAGACGAAGGAAUAG
This is a messenger RNA of Seminavis robusta, 1047 nucleotides long. Lineage: Eukaryota; Bacillariophyta; Bacillariophyceae; Naviculales; Naviculaceae. The record is from the annotation of a GenBank genome assembly.